This is a messenger RNA of Patella vulgata (common limpet), 4894 nucleotides long. RefSeq names its product microphthalmia-associated transcription factor. Gene Ontology annotation, cellular component: nucleus. The coding region runs from base 10 to 1410 and encodes 466 amino acids. Gene Ontology annotation, molecular function: DNA-binding transcription factor activity, RNA polymerase II-specific; RNA polymerase II cis-regulatory region sequence-specific DNA binding; protein dimerization activity. Gene Ontology annotation, biological process: regulation of transcription by RNA polymerase II. The transcript is spliced from 8 exons. Lineage: Eukaryota; Metazoa; Mollusca; Gastropoda; Patellidae. The record is from RefSeq and is a predicted model, not a curated record.
CACGAAACCAUGGUGAUAACAUCGGAAGACCAACAGACACGAGAUGGACAGAAAGUAGAAGAGGUGGAGGACGAAUGUUUAUCUGGAGAGAAAGAAGAAAUAAGUGAGAAAGGAAGAAUGUCACCUACUACUAGUACAGUUAUCAUUGUAACUAAAACUGAAGGAGUUCAAACGGGCCACGCAUUAUUAAAAAGUUUAUUGAAAAACAAGAAAAAUCCAGGCCGCAUAGAAAAGAUUAAAAUCAUAAAGAGUCCAAUAACAGAAAUAAAGAACGCCACGAUGCCAUCGCGCACGAAUCUACGUCAAGAAUUAGAAAGACAACAGUUUUUACAUGAAGAGAAACAAUUAUCUAUGGUACAAAGAAAUGGUUCAAAUAAUAAUAUACAGUCGUCAGAGGGUAUACAAGUACCUAAUAUACCAGCUACAGCUGAAAUACCAUCUAAAGUCUAUCAGGUGAAGACCUUACUUCAACAUCCAACAAAAUAUUACGUCCAACAAAGUCAAAAACGACAAGUUCAAGAUUAUUUAAGUAAAUCACAAGGUCGACCACAUAUAACACAAUCGUUACCCACCAUUCAUGAUGAUGAAACUCUUGAUUUAUUGUCUCCAACCAUGACAGGUAGCGCCCCUGUUGAAACAGAUCCUGUGUCAUCAGACAUGGACAGUAUAUUAAAUGGUAUAUUAAGUUUUGAGUCGAGUGGUUUAACUGGAAGUGUUGACAGUGAUUUACAUUUUAUAGAACCUACAUUAGCCCCUGUCUCGUCUACAUUGCCAUAUGCGUCACACUAUAGUAACGAUGCUCCCGUACCCAAAUCCUCCUCGUCAUGUCCAGCUGAGAUUGAACAAGACAUGUCAUUAUUUACGUCAGAGGAAGACGCCAAACUCUGGGUUAAAGACAGACAGAAAAAAGAUACGCAUAAUAUGAUCGAAAGACGGAGACGUUUUAAUAUUAACGAUAGAAUAAAAGAACUGGGAACAUUAUUACCUCGUACGACAGACCCAGACAUGAGACAAAAUAAAGGAACAAUAUUAAAAGCUUCGGUGGAUUACAUCAGAAGAUUAAAAAGAGAUCAGGAUAAAAUGAAACAAGCAGAGGAAAAAAAUCGUAUGCUUGAAUCUAAUAACAGAAAAUUAUUACUCAGAAUGCAGCAAUUGGAUUUAUUGAUGAAAUCCCAUGGAAUGUCAACAGGUAUGCAUGAAGAUGUCACCGCAUUAACCACUAUGGUCUCGCCAAACACAACAGACCUAAUCAAGACAGAAAACCAUGAUCAAUCGCACUGCAACCAAUCAAAUAAUAGUUCGCAGUUCGAUAUACUGAUGGAGGAUUCGUCUCCAGUUAGCGGGGAUCCCAUGUUGAUGUCUAACCCCGUGAGUCCUUUUAUGGACGACACCAGCUCCGAUUUCUCUUAAUUUGACGGAGAAAGGAUAGAGGAGGCGGAAAUUGUUAUUGAUUUGUUGAAGAUUGUAAAAGAUGUUGCCACAAUUUUGUUGACCUUUUUAAAAGAUAUUGCCUCAUUUCGAAAGACUCAAAUGUGGUAAUUGUUAUGUUUUAUCUGUUAAAGGGAGAUGACUCUUGUUUAUUUUUAUCCUGAAGAAAAAUUAUGAGUGAGUGGAAUGAAAUCACCUUUUCCUGACAUUUGGUGCAGGCGUUUUGUGCAUUCUGAUUUUAUUAUUAAAAACUAGUUUUAGCAAUUAGGUGCUCCACUGUGCAAAUCCAUUUAUGGAGAAGACUGAAAAAUGAUUUUAUAUGAUGGUACUGUGGUAUCAGAAUUGUUCUACUACUUCAACCAUUUCUUUUGUACUAGAUUGUUCCUAGUGGAGAUGUCACGUCACAAGGAUUCACAAGGAGUGUAAAUUUUAAACUGUAAAAAACAACAUAGUUUUGUGUAUAUAAAUAUAUUAGCGAUCACAACAUUUUCAUAAAUUCAGAUGACAUUAAAAAGGGGUCAAGCAUCAACAAUGUUUUGAUCAGACCUUGACAGUUAUAAGAUAAAAAUGGAUUAUAUAGACCUUAUACAUGUAUAUAUAUAAAACCAUUCUCACCAUUGGCAUAAGUUCCGAUGGUGUUAAAAAAGGGGUCAAACAUCAACAGUGUUUUGAUUGGACUUUGACAGUUUCGUGAACAAAAAUAAAAAAAGGAAUGGAUUAUAAAUUCUUGGUUUCCGCAUGAACUAUGUAGCAUGAUUCUGGAUCGGACCAACCAACCACAUCCUUUGUGACAUAUCAGCACAAGACAUUUUGAAUUGAAUCAAGUCUGGUAAUAAGACAACAUACAGACAACCGAGGCACAGAUUUAGACUUUGGCACAAUUCCUUUGUCUGGCAUUAACACACCUUGUCAAUUUCAGUGGUGUCUGUUCGGGUAAUUUCCUGAAUUUAAAAUCACAGACUAAUUUCUAUAUUUAACUAUGACAUCAUCAUUAGCCAAUCAUUGUUUAGUUUUUGAGAAACCAUUUUAAAGUUUAAUUUUGUUUGUGGACAAGCAGUUAAUUAAAUAUUUUAAAUGUUAUGAUGUGGUACAAGAAUUUAUUCUUUAAAAAUUUUUACCUUGGAACCUUUCAUGGCCUUGGCUGGAAUGUCAUGUCAGAAAAAACGGACGCUUAUAUUGUGGGCACUAUUAUAUUUGAUGACUGGUUCAGAAUUAUAAACAGGAUUGAAUAUUUGUUUUAUUUUUUGUUAAUUUUGGCAUGAUUGUUGAUGUCAAUAAGCAAAUCCUUGUUCAUGUAUCACAGAAAUCCAACAUGAGAAAAUUCAGAUCCAUUACGGUACCCGACCGAUCAAUCUGAUUAAAACACAAAUCCUGUUUCGUUUCGGAAACAUCAACACUGAUUAGUUAAAUCAAAUGUCUGACGUCAUAGGGUCAAAAGAUGCUCAUAUGACCUCUGACACGACCUUCCACUACAAGCGUUCAGAUCUUCAUGUAGUGUAGGCCAUCGAAAGUAUAACAAAAACGAAACAAAAUAUAGAUCUGUAUUUUGAUCAGAUUGUUGAAAGAAUAUGACUGGAUAAAAAUGGCUCAAAUAAUGAGAGUUUUAGUAAUUAAAUGUAUAUACUGGCCCCUAAAGGCAUAUCAAAAUAUUAGAUGUACAUAAUGAUUCAUUUUAAAUAUUUUUAAACAUUCAUUUCAUCGUCAUCUGUAUAUAAACUAAGUUCAUUGAUCGUUAUAUUAUUUGAGGUAAUUUAAUUGUAGACGGAUAUUUUAUGCAGACAUAGAUUAUGUUAAUGAUAAUUUCUCCUAAUGAUGUAAAGUUUUAUGCACCAGCCACUUUGACAGACACAAUGUGGGUGUGGCUUAUUAUGUUAAUGAUAAUUUCUCCUAUUGAUGUAAAGUUUUAUGCACCAGCCACUGUGACAGACACAUUGUGGGUGUGGCUUAUUAUGUUAAUGAUAAUUUCUCCUAUUGAUGUAAAGUUUUAUGCACCAACCGCUGUGACAGACACAAAGUGGGUGUGGCUUAUUGUAUUGAAAUAUAUAUAAAAUGUGACAGACACAAUGUGGGUGUGGCUUACAGUGGAUUGAUUUUCAGAUUUCUAAAAAUCGUGAAUCUUUAGAAUCAAUUUAUUUUCCAUGUCUGUUUAUCUUUAAAUAUUUGUUGAUGGCAGAGAUUGAUCAGAUUCAUUUCAUUUCAAUUAACAUCGAAUAACGAAUACCAAAAAAUAUUGCCGUGAGUGCCACCUCAACCCUCAGCUGGAUUGACUCCUAGUAUAUUAUUUCGGAAAUUAAUUGUAACAAUUGGUGUUAAUUGUCAGAGAGAGAAAAGAGGUUUAACAUCCACUCGACACAAACUAGGUCAUUUCAGGACAAACAUAUGGUUCAAUUUUUUAUUUCAAUAAUUUGCGUGUAGGGGUCCUUAGCAGUGGGAGGGAAACUGGAGAACCCAGAGAAAACCCACGAGGUUGGACAGGCAACCCAACUGAUUGUCACGUACAACCAGGGAUUCGAAAGUUAAUUGUCAGUCAGUCAUAGCCAGUGCCUUUUAUAAAAUAAUUUGUACAUGAUGUAAAUAUAGAUAUAUAUAUAUAUAGAACUGUUAUGUAAAUAGUGAAAUAUUUAUAAAUGUAUAAAUAAUACAGUAGAUCAUUCAAUGUCUUUCUAACUAAUUCUGCAAUCAAAACCAUUUUAAAUCUAUCAUAAAUGAAGGAAUUUAAAAAAAAAAAAAUGAGUUAAAACAACUUUUUAAUGAUUCCUUAACCCCUUGCGAAAUUUUUAUCUCUCUAUAUAUAAAUUUAUGAUGCCAUUUUGUUUCCUUCUGGGAGAUUUAUUCUCUUGGUGUGUAAGAAACAGGGCCCUUAUUCACGAAAACUUAAACUAAGAUACAAUCGAAAUUUUAAGAAAUACUGCGAUUGGAUUGGCUGACCAAUAUGCAAAUUGGAUAUAUGCAAAUUGAUUUUACUGGUCAGCCAAUCGAAUUGUAGUAUUUCUUAAAAUUUCGAUUGUAUCUUAGUUUAUGUUUUCGUGAAUAAGGGCCCAGAAAGAAUGAACUGGAAGGAAUCAUUGAUUGUGAAAACCAUUUCUUCUCGUGGAAGGAUGUAAACUUUCUGGUGUUUGUCAAUCUGGUUAAAACACAGAUCCUAUUUUGUUUCGUGUUUUAUAGUUCAAAAUUUCGUUUUACUUGUCUUUACUACACUUGGAUCUGGAAGAGUUGUUAUAUAACCUGCGUUCUGGAUGAUGUGAGGGAUUAGUCAAUGAAAGGGUCUGUUAUGGCGAUUUUUGGGCGUGAGUUGCACGGAACUGUGGGUUACCCACUAGAAAUAUCAACGCUGAUUGGCUAAAGUCAAAAGUCGCUGGUAUGACCUCUGCCGCAACCUCCCACUACAACUGGUCAGAUCUUCAUGUAGUAACAACCAUCGAAAGUAUAAAAAAAUUAAACGAAAUAUAGAUUUGUAUUUGAAUUA